GGAAGCGCAGUCCAAAGCCGGCCCGUCUCCUUCUGCGCAGCCUCAAAAGUCUCUGUGGAAGGACGCCUGAGGGCGUAUUGCAGCUCCGUCCUUCCACCGGAAGUGUCCGAUCGGAACCAGCCCUGUGGGAGAGCAGAGCUCUUUAAACUAAAAAAGGCCUUUCACAGAGCAGAAGUGGGAUUCUGAUCAUACAUUUUAUCUCAGGAUGACAACCGAAUCAAAGAAAGCUGCAGCUCAGAACCUUCAAGAGGAUGAAGGACUUCUGAUAGUGAAGAUUGAAGAGGAAGAUUUUGUCUGGAAGCAGGACACUUGCUUACAGAGAAGUGAUACCCUCAGGCAGGAGCUCUGCCGGCAGCUGUUCAGGCAGUUCUGCUACCAGGAUUCCCCAGGACCCCGCGAGGCACUGAGCCGGCUGCGAGAGCUCUGCUGUCAGUGGCUGAAGCCAGAAACCCACACCAAGGAGCAGAUCCUGGAGCUACUGGUGCUAGAGCAGUUCCUGACCAUCCUGCCAGGGGAUCUACAGGCUUGGGUGCAUGAACGUUACCCAGAGACUGGAGAGGAGGCAGUGACCAUACUGGAAGAUUUAGAGAGAGGCACUGAUGAAGCAGUACUCCAGAUUCCAGUCUGUGGACAUGGACAAGAACUAUUCAGGAGAAAAGUGGCACCCCCUGGACCACCACUUAGUGUCCGGUUCCAGCCAGUGAACACCAAGGUCCUUCAUGGUGGUUCAGAACCCCAACUCCUACUGGACCGUGAUAAUGAGAGUGAAAACUGUGGAUCCAUACCAAAGCUGGAAAUUUAUGAGAGAAUGGAAUCGCAGAGAAUUAUAUCAGGAAGAAUUUCAGGAUUUGUGUCAGAAGGAUCUGCUGAGCCUCAAGACAUCUGUAAGUCUACAGGCAGGUUAAAGAGACAACAGGAAAAAGAAUCAGGGGAGUCUCAAAAACCAUCAUCAGCUCAGGAUGGAGGUUUUAGUAAAAUCCUCACCCACAAAAAUACACUUACAGGUGAAAUAAUAAGCCAUGAUUGUUGUGAGAGAAGCUUAAAUCUGAACUCAAAUGAAUUUUCACACCAGAAAUCUUGUAAACACAGUACCUAUGACCAAAGUUUCAAAUGGAAUUCAGAUUUUAUUAAGCAUCAAAGAAUUUAUGCUGGAGAAAAAAUUCACCAAUAUGGAAAAUCUCUCAAGAGCCCAAACCUUAUUAAACAUGCAGCAAUUUUCAGUGGAGAGAAAACCCAUCAGUGUAAUGAAUGUGGGAAAGCUUUCAGACACAGCUCAAAGCUUAUUAGGCAUCAGAGAAUCCACACUGGAGAGAGACCUUAUGAAUGUAAUGAGUGUGGGAAAGGCUUUGGGGGGAGCUCAGAUCUUAUUAGACACCAGAGGAUUCACACUGGGGAAAGACCCUUUGAAUGCAAAGAAUGUGGGAGAGCAUUCAGCCUGAACUCACAUCUUAUCCUGCAUCAGAGAAUUCACACCAGAGAGAAACCCUAUGAAUGUAGUGAAUGUGGAAAAACCUUCAGAGUGAGCUCACACCUUAUUCGACACCUGAGAAUCCACACUGGAGAGAAACCCUAUGAAUGCAGUGAGUGUGGGAGAGCCUUCAGUCAGAGCUCACACCUUAGUCAACAUCAGAGAAUUCACAAGAGGGAAAACCUAUUAAUGUAAAGAACUUAAAUUCAUAAGGAAUAGAAAAACGUGAAAAACAUUGAAUAAAAGAUAAAUACUGGGUGAGAUGAAUGACUGUAAGACCAAUGUCUCUUUAUUCUCUCUCUCAUUCUCAGUUUUCUGUUCUGCAUAUGAUCUUCACCUCUAUGUGUCUGCUUUCUGUGAGACAGUGGAUGUACCUCUUCCGUUGACCGCUAAAAUCAAACCAAAAUAGCAGAAUUUGGGGGAGGCUAAUAAAUGGGUUAGUCUAUGGCAAUGAAAAUAAAAAAGAGGACGCUCUUGGGAAAUAACCAUGAUUACAGUGUGGGGGGAAGAAGAUUCAGGUAAAGAGACUGAUCAUCAACUCUAGUUAAUGAUUCUCCACAAGAGGAGGUAGGCUAAGCCCAGGAGUGGAAUAGCUUGAGCAACGUACUGCAGAACAGUUCUUUUGGAAGAUUCCUUUAAAGAAUGAAGACACAGCACAACUAAAUUAGACAGUCAUGUCAAACAAGAGGACAUAUGCAGUGGUGGCAUUCCAAUAUGUAAGCCAAAAUCUGUGUUCAGAGGUCAUGCCAGGAAGUGAACAACUGGAAGAGCAUUUAAAGCAAGAGACCAUAAUCCAGAGAUUCAAAUAAGACAGGAGGGGAAUAGAAGCAAAUUAGGCAAGAGCUAGGGUUAGAGGUAAGGAAAGGUGUUCAAAUUGAACUAAACCUUAGAAUUUGGAGGAGAUACACAGUAGUAUAACUGGGAUUUUACUGCCACGUACGCUGUGGGGUUUUUGGCACCUUCCUGGGUAGGUGGAUAGAGAGUGUAGUUCUGGGGAGCUCUCUUGACAGAAAUAGGGUUCUCUGGCUACUGACAAUUGUGGAAGAGGGCUGAAGGAAUUAGUACUAAAAAUAUAGGUCCUGAAACUUUAUUUCAUUGCUGCUGGCUGCUAUUCUCUCCAAAAAAGACCUAGAGGAGAGUGUAGAAAGGGUAGGUAUCUGAGAGAAGAGUGGAGAGGAAUCUGCAACAAGUUGGAACUCUACCAAUGAUUUCAGGAUAUAAAGGUGAAUCCUGCUGUACUUGUUUUACCUUUUAGAUGAGGCUCAUUUGAACUAAUAUGAGAAAUAAAAACAUAUUUAAGGCCUAAA
Molecule: messenger RNA, 2775 nt
Organism: Orcinus orca (killer whale)
Lineage: Eukaryota; Metazoa; Chordata; Mammalia; Artiodactyla; Delphinidae
Gene: ZNF165
Product: zinc finger protein 165
Exons: 4
Coding region: 206-1663 (485 amino acids)
Biological process (GO): regulation of transcription by RNA polymerase II
Molecular function (GO): DNA-binding transcription factor activity, RNA polymerase II-specific; RNA polymerase II cis-regulatory region sequence-specific DNA binding
Source: RefSeq, a predicted model, not a curated record